Molecule: messenger RNA, 1939 nt
Organism: Abrus precatorius (Indian licorice)
Lineage: Eukaryota; Viridiplantae; Streptophyta; Magnoliopsida; Fabales; Fabaceae
Product: putative pentatricopeptide repeat-containing protein At1g53330
Exons: 2
Coding region: 130-1506 (458 amino acids)
Molecular function (GO): protein binding
Source: RefSeq, a predicted model, not a curated record
ACGACGGCACUUGCUCUAGCAAAGGCAAGGGAAUGUGAGUGGCAAGUACUAAGUAGUAGUAGUAGUAGUAGACGACUAGUAGUACUAAGUAACUAUUCAAAUUAGAAGAGGGCGAGAAGUAACAAGCCAAUGGGCACUUCCAAACCCAUAUCACCCUUCAGACUAUCCUCCCUCUUACGCUCACAAAAGGACCCAACCCUCGCCUUCCAACUCUUCCUCAACCCAAACCACAACAACCCGAACCCACGCCCAUUUCGCUACUCCCUCCUUUCCUACGACCUCAUCAUCACCAAACUCGGUCGCGCAAAAAUGUUCCCCCAAAUGGAACAAGUCCUCCAACUCCUCCAAAGCGAAACGCGCUUCCAAGUCCCCGAACCCCUCUUCUGCCACGUUAUCUCCUUCUAUGCCCGCGCUCGUCUCCCCGCACGUGCCAUCCGCACGUUCCUCUCCAUUCCCUCUUUCCGUUGCACCCCCACCUUCAAGUCCUUCAACUCCCUCCUCCACGCGCUCCUCACGUGCCGCGAUUUUCACUCCCUCACGCAAUUCCUCUCGCGCGUUAACGAAUUCGGCGCCCCAGACGCCUGCACUUAUAACAUCCUCAUCAACGCGUGUUCCUUAAGCUGCGACGCGGAACGCGCGUGGAAACUGUUCGAUGAAAUGCGCACGCGCGGGGUUCGCCCCACCGGGGUUACGUUCGGGACUUUGAUUAACUUGCUGUGCAAGAAAUCGCAGUUGCAAGAGGCGUUUAAGGUGAAAGAGGAAAUGGAGAGGGUUUUUAAGUUGAAGCCUAAUGGUUCUGUGUAUGUUAAUUUGAUUAAAGGGGUUUGUGGGGUUGGGGACUUUGAUUGUGCUUUUAGGAUGAAGGAUGAGAUGGUUAGGAACAAUUUGAGGUUGGAUGUGGUUGUGUAUAACACUUUGAUUUCUGCGCUUCUCAAGGCGGGGAAGAAGGAGGAAGGGUUUAGGGUUUUGGAGGAAAUGAAGAAUGGUGGUUGCAAACCGGAUUCGGUGACAUGUAACGUGUUGAUUGGGGAGUUCUGUAGGGAGAGGAAUUUUGAAGAAGCUUAUAGGGUUUUGGAUGGGAUGGAAGGUGUGAAGCCUGAUGUUGUUGGGUACAAUGUGGUUAUUGGUUGGUUGUGUAAAGAGGGUAAAUGGAGGGAGGCGAAUGAUCUGUUUCAAGAUAUGCCAAGACGCCGGUGUGUUCCUGAUGUUGUGACGUAUCGCACGCUAUUUGAUGGGCUUUGCCGUUGGAUGCAUUUUGUGGAGGCUGCUUUGGUUUUGGAGGAGAUGGUUUUUAAAGGCUUUGUUCCGCUCUCCGGUAGUUUGAAUGAGUUUGUCGGUGCGCUGUGCCGGGAAGGGAAUUUUGAGUUGCUCUUGACAGUUUUGAGUGGUUUGGGUCGGGGAGGAUUUUGCAAUGAGGAUAUAUGGAAAACUGUGGUUUCCUUGGUUUGCAAAUCAGACAAGCUGUUGGGUCCUUUUGAGCUUUUUGAUGCCUUGGUGUUGGCAUGAAUUGUAUAUAUGGGUUUUCACCAAAUGCACAAGUGCAUAUUGUUAUGGAUGACCUGCAUAUCUCAAAUCCGACCAAGAAGUGCACUAAAAAUAUAAAAAAGCAAUACCAGAGAGGCAAGUCUGUGUGCUACACAAAGUAGAGCUGAAUAUCCAAUGAAGAGCAGUUGCAACAAACACUUAAGAUUUUGAAGAAGGCUUGGAGCAAUAGUUGGACAUUCCAUUUAUUGAAGGAGAUAAGCUAAUUAGAGGCCUUCUAAGCACCAAUAAAAAAGUCUGAUGCUCCCAAACCAUGAGGGAUGUAGCUCCAAUCUGAAUUAUUGUAAAUUUCCCAAAUUAUUCUAAUUUUGCAUCAGGUAAGUAUACGUUUGGUUUGUUUUCUAUUGCAUAAAACUGGCUGAGAUGUAUCUAAUCGUAAUUAACAUAAUAUGAACUU